Messenger RNA from Carassius carassius (crucian carp), 2996 nucleotides. Its product is annotated as SH3 and PX domain-containing protein 2B-like. Gene Ontology annotation, molecular function: phosphatidylinositol binding; superoxide-generating NADPH oxidase activator activity; protein binding. The coding region runs from base 233 to 2866 and encodes 877 amino acids. The transcript has 13 exons. Gene Ontology annotation, biological process: superoxide anion generation. The record is from RefSeq and is a predicted model, not a curated record. NCBI's taxonomy places the organism in Eukaryota, Metazoa, Chordata, Actinopteri, Cypriniformes, Cyprinidae. Gene Ontology annotation, cellular component: cytoplasm.
AGUAGGAUGUGCGAAUGCGUUGGGCUUUAAUUAAAUUAGAGUCGGUGAGCUGGGAUAGGCUGGGAGUUCUCUCGGUCCAGACUGCAGGAAACCAGACGUGGACCAUAAACCCGCAGAGACGGACAGACAAACACGCGAAUGAGCAGAAAUCGAUGCGGAAAACCUGAUCAGAUUUUCUGCCGAGGGACUGAACGCUACACUGAAUCUGUUUUUAGUCUGAGAUUAUUGCAACAUGCCACGGCGGACCGUACAAGAAGUAACUGUUCAAGACGUGCAAAAGAGAAGAAACCCCAACAAACACUAUGUUUACAUUAUCAAAGUGGCCUGGUCUGAUGGCAGCACUGAGAUCAUUUUCAGGCGCUACAGUAAAUUUUUCGACCUUCAGAUGGAGCUUCUGGAUAAAUUCCCUGUGGAAGGUGGACAGAAGGAUCCGAAACGCAGAAUCAUUCCCUUUUUACCAGGAAAGAUUCUGUUCAGAAGAAGCCACAUUAGAGACGUGGCCAUGAAACGCCUGAAACCUAUAAACGAGUACUGUAGGGCCCUGAUCCAGCUGCCAGUGUACAUCUCCCAAUGUGAGGAGGUUCGCUUGUUCUUUGAGACACGUCCUGAAGACCUGAACCCACCAAAAGAGGAACCCAGUGGAAAAAAGAAAUCGGGAGAGUUGUCGAUAGCUGUCCCGUCUGUCCCUGCAGGAGGAGACUUGUCCUCAGCAGACCCGCUGCUGCUGGAGCAGUACGUAGCUGUCACCGACUACGAGAAGCAGGAGAGCUCUGAGAUCAGUCUGUACGUGGGGCAGGUGGUGGAGGUCAUCGAGAAGAACGAAUCUGGCUGGUGGUUUGUCAGCACUGAGGACGCUCAGGGAUGGGUACCAGCCACAUGUCUGGAGGCUCAGGAUGACCCUGAUGAUUUCUCACUCCCGGCUGAAGAAGAGGAAAAGUACACUGCAAUCUAUCCAUACUCUGCACGUGAUCAAGAUGAGAUUGAUUUGGAAAGAGGCAUGACUGUUGAGGUCAUUCAGAAAAACUUGGAAGGCUGGUGGAAGAUCAGAUACCAAGGAAAAGAGGGCUGGGCCCCGGCGUCCUAUCUGAAGAAGGCUGAUAUCCUCAGUCAAAAGAUGGCUGCUGGCGCUCCAGUUCAUGCCAGCACUAAGGACCUAGAAGUGGCUUGCAAACAGCAGAAUGCCAACAAAGAAAACAAGGAGAAUCAACGCGACCGAUUUUCGCCAUUUUCAGAAAGCAAGAGCAAAGCAGGAGCGCGACAGAGACCACCACCACGCCGUGAUCUUUCUAUACCGCGAGGAGUGAAUCUGCCUAAACCUCCAGUGGCCCCACAAGUAGAGGAGGAGUAUUACACCAUAGCUGAUUUUCAGACAACCAUCCCAGAUGGCAUUAGCUUCCAGGCAGGAGUGAAAGUUGAAGUCAUCGAGAAGAACUCUAGUGGCUGGUGGUACAUUCAGAUCGAAGAUAAAGAAGGCUGGGCUCCAAUCACAUUCAUUGACAAAUACAAGAAGACUAGCAAUGCCACUAGGCCUAACUUUUUGGCCCCACUUCCUGGUGAGAUGGAUCAGCAGAAGCUUGAUGAUGCCUCAAGCAAUAAUACCAACUCUGAGCAUAGUUGGUCCAAACCCCUGCCGGACGAACCUCCAUCCAACUCUGAUUUUUCCACCCGAUCCAAGCUGAGGGAAUGGAAGCCCAAUGCAGUUAAAGGGAACCCUCAUUUUUCAGGGCCCUUACCUCCUCCUCCUCCAUCCUCACCCACGGCUGAAGAGAAGCCAGCUUUACCGCCAAGAAGAGAAUCCAUCAACAAGAGCAUGGAACUGGAGGACAAACCCAAAGCAGACCUUCCUAAACCCCUCCCACCCAAACCACCAGCCCCAGGGGUCAUCGUCCCAUUGGUGAGUCCAAAAGCAGCCCCUGUCAAGCUAGACAAACCCCCAGAGAUGAAGGAGGAGAAGAACAAGCAACUCUACCUGCGCAAUGAGAUGGGCUUGGAGUGUGGGCACAACAUCUCAGCAAAGGAGGUGAAAAAGUUCAACCUAAAGCAUGUGGCCAAGCAGCCCACCAAACCCAAAGCAGAUUUGCAUGAAGACAAGCCAGAUUUGGCCAGCCCAGCUCCGUUCCUCAAGCCGAAACCAGUGGUCAGACCAAAGCCCCCCCCUGCGACCAAACCAGAGCCGGUGGCCAAGAAUGAGCUAGACAUCACAAACCUUCGGAGUAAGCUUCGUCCAUCUAAAGCUCCAGAGCUCAGUGGCAACUCGAGUGAUCCCAACCAGCAGAGUGAUCCUCCCCCGAAUAAUGGCAGAACAAACGACGAGUCAAAGCCCCCCAAUAAACAACAAAAUGGCCAUGACCCAUCAGAAACAACUAAACCACCACCAACAACACCAAAAGAGCCUCCCCAAAGGCCUUCUGUUGUACCUAGAAGACCUCCUCCACCAAAGAAAGCCUCUGAGCCGGCCAGUCCUACAGACACCAAAGCUCCCCAAAAAGACUUGCCGGAGGCCAAGCCGUCGGCCCUUCCUCAGAGCAGACCCCCGCCACCCAAAACAAAACCAAAAGACAAGGAGAAGGAGAAGGAGGAACCCAAGGCAAAAAUACCUGUGCCACCAAAGCCCCCCAUUAAGAUCGAAAAACCAGGGCCUCCGAGAGACAAACUCCCACCUCUUAUCAAAGAUCCGGCCAAGGAGGAGCUGUUCUUAGCUGUGGCGGACUUUGAAGGAGACGAUCAGACGCCUCGCUUUAAAGAGGGUGCUGUUUUCGAAGUUCUGGAGAAAAGUAGCAGUGGCUGGUGGUUUUGUAAAAAUAUGAGCGAUGGGCCAGUGAUGGAGGCCUGGAUCCCUUCCAAUUACCUGACCAAGAAACCUUAGGUACUCUUGACAUGGCUGCCUAAUGAAAACAUAUUUAAUUAACAUCUUUUAUUUAUGGAUACCUUUUUUAAAAAUCACAUUCCAUCCUUUGCGAGUUCAAACAGGCCAUAAUAAUUUGUUUGCUUGCGUU